Messenger RNA from Xyrichtys novacula (pearly razorfish), 3870 nucleotides. The record is from the annotation of a GenBank genome assembly. Lineage: Eukaryota; Metazoa; Chordata; Actinopteri; Labriformes; Labridae.
ACGUGAUGACGUUAGCGCCAGUUUGACAAGCAUGAGGCGCAUACUCAGUGCGAAUUUAUUCAGCUUAAUCGGUGUAUUUUGUGGAAACCCUGCGCCGAAAGUGCCGUUAACGGCGGUGAAACGAAGCGUUCUUGUCCUGAAUUUCAGCCGUAAAUUAACGAGUGACCGAACAACCAUGGACCUGAGCGAUAUGAGGAAAAAAUACAAAGGAGAUGAGGAGGUGAGUGCUGCUGGAGACCUUGGAUAACCUGUUAGACUGAAAUACUCUGAGAGGAAACCUGCAUUAUCUCUGUGAAGUGUGUUUUCUAGGAACUGCAUAGUAGUGGGGAUAUAAAAGUAGAUAUCAAAGUAUGACAGUGUGUGUAGAUUUUGCUCAAAUUCAUCUCAAAUGACACCAAAUGUGAAGCAGCUGGUGGGAGAUGGAGUCAUUUAUGAUGUUUUCUAGAUGGUUCAGUCCUUGACUUUGACCUCUGGACUGUGCAGCCUGCCUAAAAAAGCAAAACACUGAAUGAAUAAGUAAUCUAAAGACAUUGAACUGUGAGAAAUAACUGUUUGAGUGUGUUGACAGUGCUUUGAGGAGAGCCAGCUUGUCUCUCUGGACCCAAUCAAACAGUUUGGAGACUGGUUCAAUCAAGCCACAAAGUGUCCUGAAGUUGGAGAGGCGAAUGCGAUGUGCAUAGCUACUGCCACCAAGUAGGUAAAACAAGACAUCUGAUUCAAAGAGCUGAUCAAUAUUCUGUUUCUCACAGCUUAAUGUAAACCUUAUUAAUGUGAUUCUUUUACAGAGACGGGCGUCCAUCUGCUCGGAUGGUCCUCCUGAAAGGUUACAGCAAUGAAGGUUUCCGUUUCUUCUCCAACUAUGAGAGCAGAAAAGGCUCAGAGCUGGUGGGUAACAGUAAAGCAAACAUCCGAGCUCUUUCUGACCUGAUAUGAACUUUAAAUUUGAUAGACUCUGUUAUUUUUAUUUACUUAACAAUGAUGUGCUUCUGUCUGAAUCCCCUAGGACUCAGUUAUUUUCCCAAACUUCCCCAAAAGAAGCUGUUGAAAUCGAUUAUUUUGAUAACCUUUUACCACAGAAAACAACAGACUUAUUCGCUGUAGGGAAACACACCAAAGCAUCAAAUCUUACACUGAUUGGUUCAACAGUUUCAAGAAUAUCAACAAAAAUUGGCACAAAACAAUAAAUUAACUUGUAUUGGUUUGUUGUGAUCUGAAGUUUCCAAUGUGACAUGAUCAAUAUCACGUCUGUGUGGGUGUUAUAUGUGUCUGCGAUCAGCUGUGUUUGUUUUCUGCAUCAACUCUGGUCUUUAUUUUUCCUUGUCUCCAGGAGAGUAAUCCGUACGCAUGUUUAGUCUUCUACUGGGAACCUUUAAACAGACAGGUCAGCAUUUUUUCACACUCUUUGUGAAUAUUACAAAUAAUUUCCCUGAAGUGUUUGUUAAUGAGUUUUAUUUGUUUUGCACAGAUUCGAAUCGAAGGCAACGUGGAGAGAAUCCCCUUCCAGAAUUCAUGCGAUUACUUCCACUCCCGACCAAAGAGCAGCCAGAUCGGGGCCGUCGUGAGCCGGCAGAGCACUCCAGUUCCUAACAGAGAUGUAAGAACCUGAACUGUAUUUAAAGGGAUAUUCCGGCGUAAAAUCCAUUUAGGGUCAAACACAUCAUAACACCGAGUUGGACACCCCCUCGAGAGAUGAAUGUUGCUGACCGCUUGCUUCUCUAGUUAUACGAACUUAAGUAACGACCGCAGGAUAGCAAUACACAGCGGUCUGAGGAGCCGUAAACAAACCUCAACCAAAAUGCCACUCUAUAGCCACAAAUAAUGCUCAGAACAGCACCUAACUUCAUCAACAGCACAUAUAGGGUCCCAGCCAUAGAGCUAGCCACCAAACAUCUUUUUAACUUUGACUCAUUUCUUUAGCAAAGAGACUAAACACAACUCACCUACUCUCCUCCAGCAGCGGAUUGUUUGUGGGGGAAGCCCUGAUGAGCCGAUCGCUGAGUGCAGAGGAGUUUCGCAGCUCAAGGAAGAACAUUUGACCCUAAAUUAAUUUCACACCAGAAUAUCCCUUUAACAAUUUAGUUCAUGCAUAAAUGUGACAGGCGAAUUUCAUUUCUAUGGUGUCUCUUCAUUCAGUAUCUGAGGGAGAAAAAUGCAGAACUGUUGGAGAAGUACAAGGACGCAGAGGUGCCGAUGCCCGAUUAUUGGUGAGGAUGAAUAUUUGUUUGUAUAAAGAGCACAGAGAGUGGUUUCAAAGGGGAAAAGUAGUCUGCUGCUCACUCAGGUUAAUAAAAUCAACAGAUUAAUACGUCAAAUGGUUUAAUUAUGUUUCUGCUCAUGGUUAAUAAAUAAGAGGCGAUAUAUAAAAUACUGUUGUCAUAUGUGUAAAAUGUGGUUUGGCAUACUUUUCCUGUCUUUGGUCAACAGGGGGGGCUACAUCGUGAAACCGUACCUGAUGGAGUUCUGGCAGGGUCAGACCAACAGACUCCACGACCGCAUCGUCUUCACUAAACAGAAGGACGGAGAGGAGCUGGGGGAGUUUCAGCACGCCGCAGAGGGAGGCUGGGUGUACCAGAGACUGUCUCCAUGAGAGAGAAAAAACUCAACGCACUCACACGUAGGGAAGGAAACCUCGUCUGACCAUCGUUCAUAAAAAUACUUGACAAAAGCGCUCAUCUCAUGGUUCUGAAGCAGGGCGUUCGUGGUCGGUUCAGUAGCUGCUACUGUGUGUGUGUUCGAUUUCUCAAACAUGACUGUGUCGUCUGUGAACCUCCUGAUGGAGUGACAUAACUUAUACUUUACACUCUCCAUGCAUUAUGAAAUAAAUAGACGCUGCUGACCGACACAAGGGAACAAACUCCACCUGGUUUUGUCAAAUAAUGAUUGACAGGAGAGUCGGUUACUCAGCACGGUUGUCGUUAACCUUUAAAUCAUGAAAACUGUGUCUUAUUUCCCAGAGAGCACAAUCUGUACCGCCGACAGUUUCGCAAUGAUGCCGCUUUAUUUCAUUUUCCUUAUUAGUGAAGUUUGAUUUGAAAUUUCUUAAAAUGCGCUACAAUGCUUUCUAGAACAGCAGUUUGUAAUUUAGUGCUGAAAAAAGAUCCGAAACAUGAGUCUUAAUUUCAUUUUUUUAAUGCAGUUUCCUUAUUUCCUUGAUAAUUACCUUGAAUUACCAGAAACUUUCAAGUUAAAAAAAUACAGUCAGUGUCCGUUCUAUUAGAAACACCUGUAAAACACGAUCAAACAGGUGUUUUAUGCUUCUGAAGCCUCUAACAUUUCAUUAUUAUGUUAGUAAAAAAAACCUGUAAUCACAUUUUAAACAUCCAGUACCACCAGAUAAUAAAGGAAGAAUUUCAGGAUUGAUGUCAGCUGUCUGGAGCGACUCGAAAUAUUCACUGAAAAGAUCGAUUUGUGCCGUUCAUGAGGGAUAAACUGAAUAAAAAUAAAAACUGCAUCAUUUAAAUAGCCUAUGACUGCAUUAAAUCUACAUAACAUGGUAUUUUUAAACAUAUUCAUCUUGUUUUUUUAUCAAUGUGAUGAAAGAUGAUUGAGUUUACCAACCACUGAAUCAAGAUUACAAACUAGGAACCUGAAUUUGAAGAGGUGUAAGAAAGUGGACCCUUAUAACCCAUGAAGAGCAUUUUCACCUUGUUACUCCUGUGGCCCUGACUGUGUUUCAUAAAUGAAGACAGUGAGUCGAGUUGCCUUUUAAUGCAGAGAUUAAAAGAGCUGAGUGUUUGAACAGUGCCAAACUUUGCUGUCUGUCUGAGAUUGUUGUUGACUGUUUACUGAGAAUAUAAUGAUGAUGAUAUUUUCUCUUGAAGUACUGUCUUUGUGAAAUUGAGCCAUUAAUAAAGUUUAAUUUGUACAUCA